Eucalyptus grandis is the source of this 2864-nucleotide messenger RNA. RefSeq names its product QWRF motif-containing protein 2. Gene Ontology annotation, cellular component: cytoplasm; centrosome; nuclear microtubule. The transcript has 6 exons. The record is from RefSeq and is a predicted model, not a curated record. The coding region runs from base 551 to 2545 and encodes 664 amino acids. Lineage: Eukaryota; Viridiplantae; Streptophyta; Magnoliopsida; Myrtales; Myrtaceae. Gene Ontology annotation, biological process: centrosome cycle; spindle assembly. Gene Ontology annotation, molecular function: microtubule binding.
CGGUCCUCCCUUUGCCUCCCCAUUACGUCCCUCCAAAGUUUCCCCCAAGGAAGAGAAAGUAACCCCUCACCCCAAAAAGUUCACACACUCCAUCUCUCUCUCUCUCUCUCUCUCUCUACCUCUCUCUGAGUGGCACUGUGCUGCUUCCCCAACUGUUUCCAUGGAGGCAUAGAUGCAACUUUCCUCUCCAUUCCUCACUUCUCUCCAAAACAGAUGGGCAGGUGGGAAAGAUGGGAAAGGAGCAGUUCUUGAUUUUGCAGGCUGUUCUUGGUUGUAGCAAUUGAGGCACCUUCUGCAACCACAACAAGAUUCAUCAUUGCAUAGAGAUGGGAAAGAUGGGAAAGAUGGGAGAGGAGCAGUUCUUGAUUUUGCAGGCUUUUCUUUGCUUGUAGCAAUUGAGGCACUGCCUGCCCAUGACAACCACAGGAAGAUUCAUCAUUGCAUAGAAUAGAAUUCUCUCUCUCUCUCUCUUUCUCUGUCUGUGCAAAUGGCAAUGUGAGGCAGAGGGAGAGGUUCUUGAGCUCCCUCCCUCUCUCUCUCCUCCUUUAUAAUGGCGGUGGCGGCUGCCAUUUCUGACCCACCAAGCCCCGGCAACCUUGCCAGCAACCCACCAUUGCCGUCGCCGCCAUCUUCGUCUUCUUCGGCCCGGGCGCCUGCAAAAUCCUCUCUUUCGCACGGCGAGAGGGACGGCGGCAAUGGCGGCCUCAAUUCCCGGCGACCCAAAUCGCGGCCGGUCUCUUCCAGAUACCUCUCCCCUUCCCCUUCGGCUUCCGCCGCGGCGGCGGCGGCGGCGGCGGCGGCGACGCCCCCGCCGGCUGCUUCCGGUGCUCGCCGAUUCGCGUCCCCGGUCCACGCUCGAUCCUCCAAUUCGACGCCCUCGGCUUCCCCUGCUCCGAAACGGUCGCAGUCCGCGGACCGGAGGCGGCCCACGACGCCGAACGCGAGGCCAGUCCCGCGGCCGGGCUCGCCGGCGCGGCAGGGCAAUGCGGCCGAAGUCUCUGCGGCGGCGAGGAUGCUGAUCGCCUCGUCGAAGAGGAGCUUGUCCGUGUCGUUUCAAGGGGAGGCCUUUUCGGUACCGGUGAACAAGGCCAAGGAAGCUUCGGCGCGGAAAGCGACACCAGAGAGGAGGAAGGCGACUCCGACGAGAGAUCCGAAUGGAGAUCAAGUGGAGAAUUCGAGGCCGGGGGAUCAGCACCGGUGGCCGGCGAGGAUCCGGCAAGGGAAUUUGGUUCCGAAUGGCAAUUCCUUGACGCGGAGCUUGGACUGUUCGAGCGGGGCGGAGGUUAGGAAGAAGCUGGGUGGGUUUGGAUCUGGGAAUGUGCUCAAAGCAAUGCAGCAAUCAAUGAUUGUGGAGAGUAGAAGGACGCCGUUUGAUGGGAGAUUAAGCUUGGAUAUGGGCAAUGCAGAUAAGGUGCUUCCUAAAAGGUCAGAUGGAAAUUCAGUGAGAUAUCCAUCGGCUCUUUUCUGUGACGGUACUUCUGAUACUGAUAGUGUGUCCUCUGGUGACACUUCUGGUCUACAAGAGUGUGGCGUUGGUGGUAUUGCCAGGCUGAAGAAUGCCCCCCGGGGGAUUGUUGUGUCGGCGAGGUUUUGGCAGGAAACUAACAGCAGGAUGAGGCGGCUGCAAGAUCCUGGCUCGCCAUUAUCGAGUCCGGGGUCGAAAACAGCAUCCUCUGACAAGCCUGUGCAGUCGAAGCGAUUUAGUGCUGAUAGCUCGCUUUCAACGUCGAGAACGAUGGCCUCUCCCAUUAGAGGGUCCUCAAGGCCUGCCUCACCAAGUAAAGCAUGGACUCCAUUGUCGCCUUCCCCAUCGAAAGGGAUGUCCAGUCCUUCUCGGGUUAGACCGGGUUCUGGCGGCUUGACUAGUAGUUCUAAUUUUAAUUCUUCGAUUCUGAGUUUCUCUGUGGAAGUUCGGAGAGGGAAGAUGGGGGAGGAUCGUGUUGUUGAUGCACAUAUGCUUAGGCUUCUGUAUAACCGCUACUUGCAGUGGCGGUUUGUGAAUGCAAGGGUUGAUGCUAACUCCGUGGUACAGAGAAGAAAUGCUGAGAAAAUUAUAUGGAAUUCUUGGGUAACCAUCUCAGAACUACAACAUUCUGUCACACUUAAAAGGAUGAAGUUGUUGCUGCUCAGGCAAAAGUUGAAGCUAACAUCUAUCCUAAAGGGACAAAUUUCCUAUCUUGAAGAGUGGUCUCUCCUUGAUAGAGAUCAUGCCAGUUCCUUGCUUGGGGCAACCGAAGCUCUGAGAGCAAGCACUCUUCGUCUUCCAGUCAUUGGGAAGGCAAUUCAGGCCGAUGUACACAAGCUGAAGGAUGCAAUGGGUUCAGCAGUUGAUGUGAUGCAAGCAAUGGCAUCCUCAAUAUGCUCACUUUCAUUGAAGGUGGAGGAAAUGAACUCGUUGUUGGCUGAACUUGUAUAUGUCACAGCAAAGGAGCAGCUUUCCCUGGUACAGUGCAAGGACUUCUUGUCCACAUUGACUGCUAUGCAGGUGAAGGAUUGUAGCUUGAGAACACAUAUAUUACAAAAGAAUUAUCUACCGAUGACCUGAACUCCGACAGCACAUGGUUAAGCUGAUUUAUCUGACUACUCAUACUCAAAAGCUAACGUUACACUCAAACCCAAGUGCAUUUGUUCUUCCACCGAGGGAUGCCACCAUGAAGGUUGUAAGAUUUUUUCCAUUCUUGUUCUGUUUUUCCUGUAUCUCCAUGAUAAACGAAAAUGGCUUCCUCAUCAGUGGUUUAAUGUAAAGAAGAACACGUCCUGUGUUCGGGGUAAAGGGAAAGCAUUGUAUAUAUAAUGUUCGUUCACAUGAUAAUAGCUAAUUGUUCACAUGAUAAUAGCUAAUUAUGAAGUUCGUGAUCUGAUUA